AUGGUUCCUGCUGCUGAGGCUGACAUCAAGCUGACUGGGGCCUUUAUGGGAACUAUACCGACACCCAGCCCUCCAAGCGUUGAUGAACAACUCCAGCAAAGACGACGAAGACGACAACAACAACAACAACAACAACAACAACAACAACAACAACAACACACCUGGAUCCAAAACGCUAGGAGUCCAUAUAGCCCCACUGAUGAGGCUAUAUACCUUGCCAGUGAGCAUAACAGUGACUCCUCCCCGCAAGAAGGACUGCCAAGUUCCUUCCCAGCAAGCCCCUACCAGCACCCGAAUGUGGUCGAAGGGGAUUGGCUGUGGGAUAUUUCCCAGGCCGAACUGUGCCCCCAAAGCCUUGCGCUUGGAGACAUUCGAAACGACCAGAGCGGUGUCUCAGGGUUGGCGGGACUGGCCAUGGACCAGUCUCCAACUCCUUUGACCCUUGAUCUAGAAGAAGCGCUACUAGUCGAUGGAAAUUGCCUGGGGCACAUCGCUCACUUCCAACUUAAGAUUGCUCGCAAGAUGAACUCUAUGUCUCACCUCAGCCCUGCUCACCUAGAGCAUGAGGCUGCCCAUGUUCUGCAAUGCUCCGCCGAGUUUCUUAAGCUCAUCACAUCACUCAUUAAUGCGGAGAACGAGUGGAAAGGGCCCCAGCAGUCGUCACCGAUCAACACGGCUGUCUUUUUGCAGCUCACGUCCAUUACCAUCCGGUUGACCGAGAUGCACUACUGGCUCUACUCUUCCAUUUACUGCCAUCUGUGUGCAACUACUCCCCCAGUCGCUGUUAGAAAUGAAGGCGACAAGAUUUUGACCAAGCUUUUGUCAUUUUCCGUUGCCGGCGUUGAUCUAACUCCAUCGUGCCCUCAAUUUCGGCUACAGAUGCUUCUACACACCGGAGUGCACUAUCUUGACCGCAUACAAAAGUCUCGUGAAAACCUAAAGAGCUUUACCUUAGAUGGAGCAUCUGAACACUUGCCUCGUCUGGCUCUUCAGAUGCACAUAAGAUCAGAGAAGUAA
Molecule: messenger RNA, 1017 nt
Organism: Clonostachys solani
Lineage: Eukaryota; Fungi; Ascomycota; Sordariomycetes; Hypocreales; Bionectriaceae
Source: the annotation of a GenBank genome assembly